AUGCACACUCACCCUGAAGCAGAAGCACCGACAUGCGCCCCGGCCUUCGUCAGAAACCUGACCUUUCAGACUAAUGACCUCGGCAAGGAGGCGACGCUUGUGCUCAUAUUCCAGAGCGAUAAGGAUUGUACCUACCGGAAAUCCUUCCCUGUUAUUUGGAGGGCUACCACUUUUGGAGACGAGGGCCGAUACAGCAUGCACGCAACCUACACGAAUGACCUUGCUUUUUCCCGAGUGCAGGUCGUGGAUGGAAACGUAGUCAGCGCUGGAACUUACGUCAAGAUCAACAACGGACAACAAACCACUCUGACCAAGACGGGCUUAGAAUUUAAGUUCUCUGCCCCUAAGCAGGGAGUCCCUGGGUACCUGCAGGCCACUAACAAGACUGACGCUGCUCAGGACAUUGCAAUCAGUAUUAUGGUCCCGGGAGACCCGAUGCCUAAGCCGGUGCUCUGUUUCAAGGAUGUUGAAGAUGGCUGUGAUUUCAAGGCUAAGUUCACUCCGAAGCUUCACGCCUAUAUCUCAUCGGACCAUCAAGAGACUGCAAUCUUGGAAGGUUCCAUCUGCACUGAUUCAAUCUGGGAACAAGAUCUCGCCAAGCUUCCUGAGUCCAGUACCUUUACACUCAGCCGGGAGCCAGCCACUGGGCAUUACACGAUCACCAAUGAAGAUAAAAGUACUGUGCUCAGAUAA
Molecule: messenger RNA, 693 nt
Organism: Suillus clintonianus
Lineage: Eukaryota; Fungi; Basidiomycota; Agaricomycetes; Boletales; Suillaceae
Exons: 9
Coding region: 1-693 (230 amino acids)
Source: RefSeq, a predicted model, not a curated record